This is a messenger RNA of Spirodela intermedia, 1775 nucleotides long. NCBI's taxonomy places the organism in Eukaryota, Viridiplantae, Streptophyta, Magnoliopsida, Alismatales, Araceae. The record is from the annotation of a GenBank genome assembly.
AUGGCGGCGAUAUCUUCCCUCGCAUCUCCCCACCUCCUCCAGAGGCCGUCGAAUGCCGCAGCGGCCCACAAAAUUCCGCUUCUGAGAGUUGCUUCCUUCGGGAGCUCCAGGGUCUGCCUGGAUUCGCCCCUCGUCUACCCUCUCCGGGGAAAGAGGAGCCUGGGAACGGUCUGCGUCGUGGCCCAGGAGGCUUCCGGCGCGGUCCAGGACCUGUCCUCUGAGGCGGCGAGAAGGCUCUACGUGGGCAACAUCCCGAGGAACGUCAGCAACCAAGAGCUCUCCUCCAUUUUCGGGGAACAUGGUUCAGUCGAGAAGGCUGAGGUUCUCUCCCUCCUUCCUCAUCACUUCUCGUUUCUCUUGAGUUUGUCCUGUUUAAGGUCGGAAAUGCCGGGUACAUUUCCAAAUUGGGUGCUCGGGAUGAAUAGAUAAUCGAUUAUUUUUUCUCAAGAUCGUCCUACGAUGUUAGAUACUUCACUAGCCAUUGCUUUUGACUACAGCCUGCAAUGGCACAUUGCUUUUGACUUCCAGACGAGUGAGCUAACGUUUUUUCUUUCCAUAAAAGCUUCUGAAACGUUGACAUUUGCGGUUAAAAACCACUAUGAGUGAAUGUGCUGGGUUUUUUUACUAUUUUCUGUGAUUAUCCACAAGCCUAGUAUGCCUCGUCCUUUGUGUCCUUAAUGGGCAAGAAUCAUUGAGUCAGGGUGUUAAAAUGCUCCAAUGCUUGUUCUCAGGUCAUGUAUGACAAGUACUCUGGAAGAAGCCGGCGGUUUGCUUUCGUGACCAUGAGCUCGGUGGAGGAUGCCAACGCAGCCAUUGAGAAACUGAAUGGCUCAGUAAGCUUUAUUUCUCAAUGCCUUUCCCAUCUGUUUUCAUUGAUCCAGUGCCCAGUUCAUAAAAUUUGCACCAUCAGUCAAUACCCAGACUGCUCUAUUUAAUGGCUCAGUAAGCUUUAUUUCUCAAUCCCUUUCCCAUCUGUUUUCAUUGAUCCAGUGCCCAGUUCAUAAAAUUUGCACAAUCAGUCAAUACCCAGAAUGCUCUAUUUAAUGGUGCAGUAAGCUUUAUUUAUUAAUCACUUUCCCAUCUAUUUUCAUUGAUCCAGUCCCCAGUUCAUAAUUUUUUGCACGAUCAGUCAAUACCCAGAAUGCUGUAUUUAAUGGCUCAGUAAGCUUUAUUUCUCAAUCACUUUCCCAUCUAUUUUCAUUGAUCCAGUCCCCAGUUCAUAAAUUUUUGCACCUUCAGUCGAUACCCAGAAUGCUCUAUUUUAGUAAGAUUGGUUUCUCCUCCAUUUGAUGCCAUUUUAAUCUGCAACAGGAUAUCGGGGGGCGCCAGAUCAAAGUAAAUGUGACGGAGAAGCCCCUGCAGUCCCUGGAACUCUCUCUUCCCCAAGUAGAUGAAUCCUCAUUUGUCGACAGCCCCUUCAAGGUCUAUGUGGGCAACCUCACCAAGAACGUGACGAGUGAGGUGCUCACCAAGUUCUUCUCCGAGAGGGGGAAGGUCCUCAGCGCCAAGGUCUCGAGGGCCCCAGGCACAUCCAAGUCCAGCGGAUUCGGGUUUGUGACAUUCUCAUCUGAAGAAGACGUGGAAACCGCCAUUGAGUCGGCGAACAAUGCUGUGAGUAUCUCCCUCCCCUCUCACCCAGAACAUAGUUUACAGCAUUAUUCAGCACAUGAAGCGAAGUAGGUGAAAUCAUACCUCAAAGCUUCUGAGCUUUGCUGUUGAACGAUUGGUGCUUUCAGUUCUUGGAGGGGCAACGGAUCCGCGUCAACAAGGCGUAG